This is a messenger RNA of Ochotona princeps (American pika), 874 nucleotides long. RefSeq names its product Spi-C transcription factor (gene SPIC). Gene Ontology annotation, molecular function: sequence-specific DNA binding; DNA-binding transcription factor activity, RNA polymerase II-specific. Gene Ontology annotation, cellular component: nucleus. Lineage: Eukaryota; Metazoa; Chordata; Mammalia; Lagomorpha; Ochotonidae. Gene Ontology annotation, biological process: cell differentiation; regulation of transcription by RNA polymerase II. The transcript is spliced from 6 exons. The record is from RefSeq and is a predicted model, not a curated record. The coding region runs from base 103 to 816 and encodes 237 amino acids.
ACUUAAUGCAACUCUGCCAGUGUCUUAAGGAUCCUGAUGCUAAUGAAACAUCUUGGUACAGGACUGAGGUCUGUUCCUGGAUUGUCAAUUCAUUAAUGAAGCAUGACUUGCACUGAACAAGACAAGCUGGGCCAAGCGUUUGAAGACGCUUUUGAAGUACUCAGGCAACAUUCCCCUGGAGAUUUCCAGUUCUCCCCAGAUUACAAAAAUUACCUGACUUUCGCCAACCACUGUCCCUACGUCAGAGGGAAUGCCAGCUGCUAUGACGUGGUGCCUGCAGAGGAGCCUCUUCAUGCUUGGAGAACCAUCAUGAACAAUGCUGCGGACUUUUACCCGGAAGAGAAUUUUCACCAAUCUUCACAGCACGCGACAGAAAGCCAGCUGGGACAACCUGCUCUCCUCCGACAAAACAGAGCAAAAGGCAGGAAGAAGCUCCGACUGUUUGAAUACCUGCACGAGUCCCUGUGUAGUCCUGAGAUGGCCUCCUGUAUCCAGUGGGUGGAUAAAAACAAAGGCAUCUUCCAGUUCAUGUCAAAAAACAAAGAGAAACUCGCUGAACUCUGGGGACAAAGAAAAGGGAACCGGAAGACCAUGACUUACCAAAAAAUGGCCAGGGCACUGAGGAAUUAUGGAAGAACUGGGGAGAUCGUCAAAGUCCGGAGAAAGCUAACUUACCAAUUCAGCGAAGCCAUUCUCCACAGACUCUCCUCACAGCACCAUCAGCCUGAGCAAGAACAUCUCAGUCUAAAUGCUUGGAAUGCAAAUCACAACUAUACAUAUGUCAAUUACCAUGCAUUAAGUCACCCAGAUUGCUAAAUGAUGUUCUCUCAUUUCACGGUGUCUUGGUUGGGGAAUUGCUACAUGCUUCAAGAUU